Molecule: messenger RNA, 1348 nt
Organism: Populus euphratica (Euphrates poplar)
Lineage: Eukaryota; Viridiplantae; Streptophyta; Magnoliopsida; Malpighiales; Salicaceae
Product: thaumatin-like protein 1
Exons: 3
Source: RefSeq, a predicted model, not a curated record
AGGAACUUAAAAAUAAAUUUCUCAUGAUUUGAUUUAAGAUCUAAGUUAUGAGUUAUCCCAUCUCUAGAACGAGUAAUAACAAUGAUGUGGGAUGCGGCGGCUCUGGUGAAAAAAGUGGGGCAGCCACAUACCUUAUUUCCAAGAAGGUGGAGGAAAAUCGUUCACUGCCCUGGGAGAACUUUCAACGCCACCUGUUCUCAUCACAAAGUCGGUUCCGUAAGCGUGUUGAACUUUUCCUUCUCUUCAUGACCGACCUUUGUGCCAAGCCUAGCCCAAAGAAAGGAAGAAAGAUUUCUCACUGGACUUCAAACUCCUCCUCCUUGUUGCUGUUAAAUAAAUUUUAUCUGCUUCAAUGUCUGUGAUAAAAGUACUUGUGCAUUUAUCUUCUUUCUUGGUCGCUCAUUUGUUCAUAUCAGGUGUUGUUUCAACAACAUUUACAAUAACAAACAAGUGUAGCUACACAGUUUGGCCAGGCAUUUACUCAAGUGGAGGUUCAGCAUCUCUCUCCACAACUGGUUUUUCCCUUGAAAAGAACGAGUCAAGGACCUUAACAGCACCAGCUUCUUGGAAUGGGCGGUUUUGGGGCCGCACGUACUGCACCGAAGACUCGUCAGGAAAUUUCUCCUGCAUCUCAGGCGACUGUGGCUCCGGCAAACUAGAAUGUUCAGGAAACGGUGGUGCUCCUCCUGCAACGUUGGCAGAGUUUGCGAUUGGUGGUUUUAAUGGCCUUGAUUUUUUUGAUGUUAGUCUUGUUGAUGGCUUCAACCUGCCUUUGCUUGUUGUGCCUUCUCGUCAGAACUGUACAAGCACUGGAUGUGUGGCGGAUUUGAACGAAUCAUGUCCGUCAGAGCUUAGCGUUACCACUAGUACAGAAGGCAAGACUGCGGGAUGCAGGAGCGCGUGCCAAGUGACCGGGUUGUCGAUGUUUUGUUGUAAUGGUACAAACGGAACACCUGAUAAAUGCAAGGCUUCUUUGUAUUCUCAAUUCUUCAAGAAUGCCUGUCCACAAGCUUACAGCUACGCUUAUGAUGAUGAUACCAACACUACCUUCACUUGUGCAUCCACCGAUUAUCAAGUUACAUUCUGCCCAGGCAACACAACGGUUAUCACAGAAAACAAUUCUCGUCCAUCACCAGGGGAGAUAACACCAAUUCCUUCACCAGAAAUAAGGCCUAAUACUACUUCAAGGAGACAAUGGGUGCCAAUUAUAGCAGGAAUUAUGGGUGGUGUUCUUGCCAUCAUUUCUUUUGUAGUUAUUAUUGUUUGGAGGGCUAGGCUGAGCAAGUCUAAUGAUACUGAAGAGGAUGUGGAAGAUGAUUAUAUAAAGCAAGUUCCAGGAAUGCCUGUC